This is a messenger RNA of Populus trichocarpa (black cottonwood), 794 nucleotides long. RefSeq lists its product as uncharacterized. NCBI's taxonomy places the organism in Eukaryota, Viridiplantae, Streptophyta, Magnoliopsida, Malpighiales, Salicaceae. The coding region runs from base 65 to 568 and encodes 167 amino acids. The transcript has 2 exons. The record is from RefSeq and is a predicted model, not a curated record.
CCCAUUUGUCUCGAGCUCCAAACCCCAAAGACAACAUCUCUCUAGCAAAAGAAAGCUGCAGGAAAUGGCAGAAAGUCACCCGCUUAAUCUUGGUUUCCAAGUAGACAGCAUCGUAGCGCAGCAUGCCAUUUUUGCCCUGUUCGUGGACACGUUAAGCAACCAAAUCCAAGUGAAAUACCAGUCAAUGCGAGUUUCUCCAUUUGACACCCACCAGAGGGUCAUGUCAACAUUUUUAGCUGCUCUGUUUAUAUACGCCACAACAUCAGUUGCAGAGGUUAUACUCCGGACGCAGAAAUCAGUACAUCAAAGACUUGUCGGCAAUAUUCGCCUCUUUGCUAGCGCCCUUGCUACAAUUCUGCUCCUGGUGACUCUUUCCCUUAUUGUGUCCUGCAUCAUUUCUGUCCUGUGGACCUGUUUAUUUGUGAAGUUAGCGUAUGAAUCAUGUCAGGAUCUCUGCCAGUUGCUAAGCCAAACAACUGAUGAGGUACUGCGCACGUUGAAAAAGCUAAUUGCAACUGUGAGGAGCCCCAAAGAGAAACCAAACAAUUUGGUCCGGUCUCCUUUUUGACAAUAGAUCGGUGUCAUUAAUAAAUUUUUAGUUAUCAUUGUUUUUUUUUUUUUUUUUGCCGAGGUCAUGCACAUAAUUAAAACGGAGUAGAAUGGUGCUUGGUAAUUACCAAGUCGUCUUCUUCUUCUUCUUUUCCUUUCCUAUUAUAUAUAACUGUCUCAAUAUAUAUAUAUUUUUAAAAAAUAUUUGAAUAUUUAAUAAAAGAGGAAUAAGAAAUCUCCAUAAA